GGCAGAUUUAGACAGAAGAAGCCGGCUAAACAUAGGAAGCGCAACAACAAAGAGGAACCUACGACAAGUCAUUAAUUUGGGUAAAAUUACAAAGACGUGUAAUCACGGUGAGAUGAAAAAAGGCAACGGAUAGUGACAGACCUAUAACUCAUUUGACCAGCAUUAAGAUGAUUUCCCUCAUGUUGGUCUUUCUUCUGCGAGGGUCAUGGGAGACUGAAGCUAUGUCCAUAACAGGAGUUUUGGGGAGUCACGUCACAAUAAAGUGCUCUCACUCCAACGCAUUUGACAAUGUCAAAUAUUUCUGCAACGGAGCGUGUAAAAAUGAAGACGUCCUAAUAAGUAGCAGAACAAAUAACGAUUUAAACAAAAAAUACAGUAUUGAAGAUGAAGGAAACACAUUCUACGUGACCAUCUCUCAUCUUAAACAAGAUGACUCAGGAAUCUACUGGUGUGGAAUAGAGAGAAUUGGCUUGGACACAUACAGUCAAGUUUUCCUCACAGUCAUAAACGAAAACCCAAAUGACCCUCAAUCAAAUGCUCCAUCCUCUAAGAAGCCUUUGUACAUUGGAGCAGGUCUCGGUGUGGUGCUGCUGGCUCUCGCAAUGGUCCUUCUAACAUUCCUCAGACAUCGCAACAGAGACAUCAGCUCAAAUUAUGGAAAGGACCAAGACACAAUAUGUGCAACACCAUCCAGUCAGAAACUAAAUGUAAACCAUGAAACUACUUCCUCUUCAACAGCCAAUGAGGAUCAAGCAACAGACAGCAAGGCUAACAGCAUCUUCUACUUGUCGACUGUUCAGCACCGAGAUACCAGCAGAGAUCACUCAGAUAAUAUUUAUUCCAAUGUCAUUGUUUCAUCAGAGUCUCAGAUCCAACCAGAAGGUCUCUCUUACGCCACUGUUUGCUUCAAAAAACACACCGACUCCAGCACUGUCACACCUGUGGUUACAUGCUCCACUAUUCAACACAGAGCAACGGAUGAAUCAACAGUCUAUUGCAACGUAUGACCUCAGUGCUGACCACCUUCACUGUAAUGUGCAGUAUCUUCCUUUGCUGCAUUGUUAGAUUAGAUUGUGAAUUGAUAAUUUAAAUAAUUCUGUUCAAUUUGAUGUAUUUUUGUAACAUUUAGAUAUAAUAAGAAAUAUUUAGAUAAGUCCUCUCAAACUAAUGUAUGAAUAAUAAUCAUAUUCAGUAGAUUAUACAUUUUAACCUGAUGAAACAAAGUCAAUAUA
This is a messenger RNA of Etheostoma cragini (Arkansas darter), 1232 nucleotides long. RefSeq lists its product as uncharacterized. The record is from RefSeq and is a predicted model, not a curated record. NCBI's taxonomy places the organism in Eukaryota, Metazoa, Chordata, Actinopteri, Perciformes, Percidae. The transcript is spliced from 5 exons. Bases 168 to 1007 code for a protein of 279 amino acids.